GCACAGCACAGACUGUGUCAAUGUCGUCUGUUAAAGUCAUCCAGCCCACAAAAUGAAACAGAGAUGGGUAAUUUUAAUCAUUGCCAUAGGAUUUAUACUAUCAACUUUGGUGGUUGCCUUAAUAAUUCACAUAAGCUUUUUCAAAAGUAUCUGCCCCGACACCGUUUGCCAAACUCCCGAGUGCAUCGAAAUCGCCGCCGAAAUACUAAAUCACUUAGAUACAGCUGUCAACCCCUGUGAUAACUUUUAUAAAUUUGCGUGCGGCGGUUUUAUCAAAAGUGUUGAAAUUUCGGACGAUUCCAGCGAAGUUAGUGCGUCUACUUUGGUGAAUGACGUGAUUAAAUCGCGAAUUAAGGAUCUUUUAGACGAAAGCAUAGAUGCCACAGUUAACCAUCCAUUCACUUUGGCAAAAAGUUACUAUCAAGUCUGCAUGGAUACUGAUUCCGUAGAGCAGCUAGAAGUGAGUUCGUUACACGAUCUCCUAGCAAAAAUAGGUGGAUGGCCACUUUUGGAGAAUGCUUCAUGGAGUGGAAAAGGGCUCGAUUGGUUUUACUACGUCUACAAACUACACCAAAUGGGCGUUCGAACCGACUACAUUUUAAAAUUAAGAGUUAAUCACGAUAUCAAAAAUACCACUUUUCAUAUCUUAGAGUUGGAUCAACCAGCACUAGACAUGCCUCAAAAUUAUUUCACAGAUACCGAAGAUCACGAGAAUGCCUUGGAGGAAUAUCGGAAGUAUAUGACUAAUGUGGCUUUGUAUUUAGGCGCGGAAGAUUAUCAAGCUAUAACCCAACUAGAAGAUGUUCUUCAGUUUGAAAUACGAUUAGCAAAUAUUUUAGAGGAAAGGGUUGGUUACGCAAAUAUCACAAAGUUUUACAAUAUUAUGACUGUGCAGGAUUUGGAAACGGAGCACGCCACCAUUCCUUGGCUGGAGUAUAUUAAUAACAUUAUCGCACCGGAUGCCGAGGUCACAUCUCACGAGAGAAUCUUGGUGUUAACACCCAACUACAUUCGAAAUUUGGAAUCUCUCUUGCAAAGCACUUCGAAGAGAGCCCAAAUUAAUUACAUCGCAUGGAAAGCAAUAGACUCCCUGAUUCCAUAUCUACACCACGAUUUACGCGUAUUACAAUUGGAGUUUAAAAAAGCCAUCUACGGCAUAACAAAUGAAAAACCACGAUGGAAAGAGUGCGUCGAUGAAGUUUACAAAAGGUUUCCAAUCGUGAUAAGCGUGCAGUAUGUAAACUUAUUCCCCGUAGACGAUAUAGAAGAGCCCAUCUCACAGAUGUUGCGGAACAUCAAAAUGGAAUACAUGGGAACUAUUGAAACUAGUGAAAUGCUAAAUGGACACGUGAAGACAGUCUCCCUUCACAAGCUCGACAAAAUGAACGACAUAAUUGGAUACUCACCUGAAAUAUUGAACGAUAAGAAAUUGGAGGAUCUGUACAGUGAGGUGCAAAUACUACCAAAUCAAUAUCUCCAAUCUUUUCUUCAUCUGAACUUGUUGAGGGAAAGAUUUCAAUAUAAAAAUUUGCGCGUGUUGAAAACGAGAACGGCUUGGUUGGAAGAAAGUCUUGGCGUGCAGGAUGGGAUAUAUCACAAUACGUUUAUUAACACGCUGACCAUAUCCCCAGGGGUGACGGAAAAGAAUUAUUACAACAAGCGGCAUCCGAACUAUCUAAACUACGGAGGUCUGGGUUUUGAAAUAAGUCGCGAAAUAGCGCGCGCUCUUUUUGAAGUGGGGCAGCACUUUGACGAUAAGGGAGAGUUUGUGAAAUCUCGCAAGAAGGAUUCCGAAGAGGAAAUUGAGGAUAAAACAAGUUGUAUAAUGGAACAGUAUGGGAGUUACACCAUUGAAGAUUUGGGAAACAAAACGAUCAAUAGCUUACUAACGCUGGAAAAUAACAUCGCCGACAACUUUGGUGUAAAGCACACGUACGACGCGUACGUGGAAUGGGCGCGCAAAAAUGGAAACGAAAAAAAUCUCCCGGGCUUAAAAUACACCCCCGUUCAACUGUUUUGGAUAUCGUUCGCUCUGAAUCGUUGCUCAAAGAUGACAACCGAAGGUCUUGAUGUGUCAGUCAGUGUUAAUAGGUUUGCGCCUGCUGAAUUUCGAGUUAUUGGAGCAAUCUCCAAUGUGGAAGACUUUUCCAAGGAUUUCGAAUGUGUUCCCGAUUCCGAUAUGAACCCGUCAGACAAAUGUAACUUGUGAUGAUUACAUAGUAUCAAAAUUAUCUUAUAUUAAUGUACUUAUUUAUAAUUUAUGCCUGUGAAAAAUCAAAAAUUCAUAUUAGGAACGUUGAUCAUGCACAAAUACGGACUUAGGAGAAGAGGAGAAGUACAGUAUGUCUACUUACUCAAAUUUUCAGCAAAAUAUUACUUAAGGCCGCUUGACAUGGAGCAAUACAACGCGCAAGAACUUGCAGAAAGAAAUUGCAAAGUCAAAUCCUUGCAUGCAAUAAGCAUUGCAUGGUAUUUGACAUGGUGCAAUUCUAGUUCAAUUGCCACAUGUCCGCCAACAGAAGAAAGAUAUGGACUUGUCAACUAGUCAAACCUCAAAUAAAAAUUAAAUUUUGAUUGCUUGAAGAAACAUUGAAAA
Photinus pyralis (common eastern firefly) is the source of this 2596-nucleotide messenger RNA. Its product is annotated as neprilysin-2-like. The transcript has 9 exons. The record is from RefSeq and is a predicted model, not a curated record. Gene Ontology annotation, biological process: protein processing. Gene Ontology annotation, molecular function: metalloendopeptidase activity. The coding region runs from base 53 to 2209 and encodes 718 amino acids. Lineage: Eukaryota; Metazoa; Arthropoda; Insecta; Coleoptera; Lampyridae. Gene Ontology annotation, cellular component: plasma membrane.